GCUUUGCUUAUCAUUUUUAUAAAUAAUAUUAAAAUAUUUAUUUAAAUGGGUCUCACGUUUAAUUCCAUGUAAAAGCUCGAAAUAGUAGCUGAAUUCUGCAGUUCUGGAAUCAUGUUAGACGUUACAGGCAUUACACUUCCCCUCAGCUGAUGCACGAAACAGUUCAUCGAAAUAUUUCAUGAUAAAUACAAAAUCACCUCAAUCACAGGCCACACCCACACAUUAAUGUUCAACGGGAGUGAAAAAGAUGGUGAUAGAAUUGUGAAUUGUUGUCUUAUUGUCUUUUUUAUUCUUACGGAAAUUUUGCUCUUGGAAUCUGCUCGAAAUGUUAGCCGUCACAAAAUCUAAAAACAUUUCAAUUAAUUUUAUCAAUCGAAUAGUUUUAUGAUUUAUGUUUAGUGUUAUACGUUUAUACAUAUAGUUUAAAAAUUGAAUUUCGAUAAUUUAGAUUAUUUCUAAAUAUCAUCAACUAAUUUACUGAACCACCAUGUACUGUUGGGGCGCCAACAGCCACGGUCAGCUGGCUCUUGGAUUCCGAUCGGAAAUGUGUGAAACACCGCAAAAAGUAGAAUCCCUCCCGUUCGACCCUAGCCGUAUUAAUAGUAUCUGUGCGGGUGGCGGUCACACGUUGCUCACGGUCAAUGCCACCGGCGACCUAUACAGCAGUGGCUGGAACAAUCGCGGCCAAUUGGGACUCGGGCAUAUGGAAGAUGUUUGUAGGUUUACUCUGGUAGGUCAGUUUGAUUUCGAUUCGAUUGCCUGUGGCUGGGACGUUUCGGGAGCUGUUUCCCCUGAAGGAGAAGUCUAUCUGUGGGGCUCGAAUGUAUGGCAUCAGGUGGCGGACAAAGAAAUUAAGUAUCUUAUGGUGCCGACUAAACUGCCGCUCCCAAGGGGUACCAAGGCAAGAAAAAUAUGCUUCGGAUUACGACAUACUUGCGUCCUAACGGAUCAGGGGAAAAUAAUGCUUUUUGGAAAAUCAAAAUGGUUACAACAGGAAAAGAUAACACAGUCGAGUGUUUUCUUCGGAGGAGUGGAGUUUUACGAAAUGGGAUUUUCGGAGCCUGUUACAGAUGUGGCCAGCGGAGAAAACCAUUUGAUUGCUCAACUGGGUCAAAAGCAAAUUGUAUGUCUCGGAGAUAACAAAUUUGGACAAAGUCCUGAGGGGAUCAUCUACUGCAGUGAAGAACAGCAGCCUAAUUACAUAGAACAAUUAGAAUCGGGCUGGUCCCAUUCAGGAUAUCGUAUGAGCGACGGUCGUGUUUACCUAUGGGGUCGAAACAACUACGGACAACUGGGUGUGGCGGUUAAUGGUGAUCACAAUAGUCCGAAGGCGUUGGAUGUAGAGGGUAAGGUAAUUAAAUUUUGCCUGGGAUCGCAGCAUGGAAUAGCGUCGACUAGAGAGAGUCUGUAUACAUGGGGCUGGAACGAGCACGGAAACUGCGGAUUAGGAAGCGUGGAGAAUGUGACAUCGCCGACUCGGAUAGAAGGAUUGGCAAAUACUAGAAAUAUUGCCGCCGGUGCUGGCUUUUGUUGGGCACUUAAAUAGGUGUAAAAAGUAUCUAAUCAGUUAUCAUAAUAGAUCUUUCUCAGUUAAUGGGAGCAAAGUGCAGUGUUUCCAAGAAAAAGCCGAAGACACCGAACUCCAAAAUGCUGCAAAACCCACGUGGAUCAUUUGAGCAAUACUAUAGUGCCGACAUUCAACAUCUGCUUCCUAAUGUGCAGUUUUCUCGUCCGCUGUACAGAUUCAGCAACGGCCAUCAGCCAUGUCCGGUCGAUUUGAAUGCACGCAUCGUCGACAUUCGAGACCUUGAGGAUGAUUUACGCAUGGAAAGUUUGUUUCUGAAGCAAAAUAAGAACAUACCCCUAGGACGAAGCUCUACGCCAGAUUCCUCGUAUUGCAGCCACUGCGAUCACAAGCAUCGCGAACGCUGUUGUCUGUAUGUGGGCGACCGGCCAGAUGACCUGAACCGUUACUCUGCUUGGACCGAAGAUUUCAAAAAUACUCCAUUCAAACCGCAGAACAUAAACUGCAUUCCUGAAGCCGUUUCAUACAACACUACACCAUAUUCUUCGCCUCGAUAUAGCUAUGUGCAACCAGAUCGAAGAAAAGGCUCUUCGCCUAAGGCACCAAAAAAACCACCCACAGAACCGAUAAAAACUUCCGAACCAUGGCAAGGUUUGACGGACUCAACAAAACCCACAACGUUGACGCCCUAUCAACAAUACGCACUGCAAAUGGAACAAAUGAACCAGGCCUUAGAAGCAAACAUUCAUCUCAACCUGAUCGAUCCCACGAAUCCUUAUUUCGCCAAUUGGAGUGUCGAACAGGCAUUGGCUGCCAUUCAAAAAGUAAGAAAUGAACAUCAGCACAUUUACAAUGGACCGGUAUACAUGCAACAGAACAAUUGCGCAACGAGUCAACAAGCGAGUCCAUACGUGCCCUAUCCAUAUAAAAUUCAUCAACCGCUUCCGCAACCGUGCCCGCUUUAUCCGCAUUGUCCUUUGGAACCUUCUAGUUCCUCUCAGCGCUACUCGCAGUUACCAUCGCAGCAAUAUGCAAGUCCCUCCUACGCAAAUCCGGCAGCGCAAGUGCAUUCUGGCGGGGUUUCAUUCCCGUUAUGGAUGCUGUUUAGCUACAACCAAACUAAAUCAACACCUGCUGCUAGCGAAACGGGCGCCAGGAAGAGAUCUGUUCGAAAAGUGAACAAUCUCGAUGCCGGGUUUCAGCAACAGCAGCAGCCGCAGCAGCAACAACAGCCGCUAUAUCCACAAACACAACAGAUAGAUUACAAUAAUAAUUGCAAUGUCUUCUGCAUUGGUGGCUGUGUAGGGAAGGAUCAUAAUGAAAGGAAGCAAGCAAUUCGCAUGGAUGUUGAAGAUGGCGGUAUUAACGUAUAAUGCGACUUGAAAGUUCAUUAUUGGUGUAAAUAAUGUAUAUAAUAUAAUAAAAGUAAUGUAAGCAAUAAAUAUAAAUUUUAUUCAGAAAUAAUAA
Armigeres subalbatus is the source of this 2992-nucleotide messenger RNA. Its product is annotated as secretion-regulating guanine nucleotide exchange factor. The record is from RefSeq and is a predicted model, not a curated record. NCBI's taxonomy places the organism in Eukaryota, Metazoa, Arthropoda, Insecta, Diptera, Culicidae. The coding region runs from base 488 to 1546 and encodes 352 amino acids. The transcript has 4 exons.